AUGGCUGGUAGAGCCACGCAACAAUCUUCGCUGUUGCACGAAUGGGACCUGCCGUUGGAAAAGAACCAGGACCUCACAAAAGACCGGCGUGAAGUUUACGGCCACCUUCUUGAUUUCAACCCUUCAUGGGAAGAAGCACCCAGAGCCGGAACUUCUGGUGUACGGACUGUGGACGUGCAGGCAGUGGAGGGGAUGGUGGCGCAGUUCCCUUGCGACCUUGGCACCGCUGCCAACGACAAGGUGUACAUGGUGUUCUGGUUCAGAGACGACGCCGGCAUCCCGCUUUACAGCUUCGACGUACGGGGUAAACACCUAUCAGAGGCCAGGCACUGGUCUGCGCCGGAGGUGUUCGGGCCACGGGCCCACUUCUCCACCACGCCACCACCUGCCUCGCUUCUCGUCCGUGACGUGAAGAGACGUGACGAGGGAGUAUACCGCUGUCGGAUAGACUUUCGCAACACGCAGACAACCAGCUUUAGAUACAACCUCACAGUCGUUGUGCCACCAGAGAAACCAGUAGUGGUGGAUCGAUGGGGGCGCGUCAUAAACACAACCACCCUCGGGCCUCACGAGGAAGGUGACGAUGUUCUUCUCACAUGCCGUGUAUUGGGGGGUCGUCCGGAACCAUCGGUCCGAUGGCUUGUUAACGGUGUUCUGGUGGACGAGGAGUACGAACACAAUACCGGUGAUGUCAUAGAGAACCGGCUUCUAUGGCCUGCCAUAAGGCGGGCAGACUACGCUGCGGUGUUCACGUGUCAAGCUGCCAAUUCACACUUAGUGCCGCCCAAAGAGCUUUCCUUAGUACUCGAUAUGUUCCUGCGGCCCCUCACCGUCGAGAUCAGGAAGCCGAUGGAAAUGGGUGAGGGGGGUGUUCUCACCGCCGAGCGGAGGUACGAAGUCGCCUGUGAGUCGGCGGGCAGCCGACCUCCGGCACUCAUCACUUGGCAUAAGGGCAAGAGGCUGCUGAAAAGGAUAACGGAGGAGCUUCGUGACAACCUAACAGUGAGCGUGAUGAGCUUCGUCCCGACACUGGAUGACGACGGCAAACCACUGACCUGCAGAGCGGAGAACCCCAACGUGACCUCGCUAUUCCUGGAAACGUCUUGGGUUAUCAGCGUCGUGUAUCCGCCGGUGGUGCGGCUGAGGCUGGGGAGUUCGUUAGCGGCCGGCGACAUCAAAGAGGGCGACGACGUGUACUUCGAGUGCCACGUUCGCGCCAACCCCCCCGCCAGGAAGCUCUCCUGGCUGCACGACGACAAGGCGUUGGCGCACAACGCAACGGCGCGCGUUUUCCACAGCAACCAGAGCCUGGUGCUGCAGAAGGUGACGCGGUACAGCAGCGGUCGGUACGCGUGCUCGGCCCUCAACGCGGAAGGCGAGACGGUCUCCAACGAACUGCACUUCCGGGUCAAAUACGCCCCGUCGUGCCGCAGCGGCGGCGUGUCCGUGGUGGGGGCGGCGCGCGGCGAGUCCGUCGUGAUCGUCUGCGAGGUGGACGCCGACCCGCCGGCGGCCGUCUUCAAGUGGAAGUUCAACAACUCCGGCGAGACGCUCGACGUCGCGGCGGACCGGUACACGUCCAACGGCAGCGCGUCGAGCCUGAAAUACACGCCAGUUGCCGACCUGGAUUACGGAACCCUGUCCUGUUCUGCGUCAAACGAAGUCGGGACACAGCUCGCGCCGUGCGUCUUCCAGAUGGUGGCAGCAGGUAAGCCACACGCGCCGCGAAAUUGCACGCUCUGGAACCAGACGGCAGACUCUGUCGAGGUCUCCUGCGUGGCCGGCUUCGACGGUGGGCUGCCGCAGAGGUUCUUCCUCGAAGUAUACUCCGGGGAUGACCUUGUGCCCAGGGUGAACCUUUCGUCGGAGGAGCCAUCGUGGACGGUCCGAGGUUUGGAGUGGGACGUCCGCUUUCGACUGGCCGCAGUAGCUGUUAACAGCAAGGGACGGUCACCGCCAGCGCAUCUCGACGACGUGCUUUUUCGUGACCCCGAAAAGCGAACGGCGUCUGAGAGCGCGCUGGGCGCGGGAGCGGCGGGGGCGGCGAGCGCCGGGGCGGCGGGGGCGGGGGCGGCGCUGGCGCUGCUGGCGUGCGCCUGCCGCGCCGCCCGCCGCCGCCGCGCGCCCCCGCCCAAGCCGCCCGCCCCCCGCGCCGACAAGCCGCCCGAACACGACGACGCCGAGCCGGACCUCAUACCGAACAACUACUGUGAAACGCCGAGCGUGCCAGCGCGCAACACGCCUUCGUCACUCUCAGGUCCGCUUACUGGCCCGUUGACAGCACCACUGGUUGUGCCACUUACAACGCCGCUCGCAACACCGGUAAGUACGUGGGCGCCGAGAAGCUCGUCUGGCUCCCUGCGGGCAACCGACCUGAACGUAGACGCCAUCAAAGAGAAGCUUCUGGACAACCGGAUCCCGGAGUCGUGCGUC
Iphiclides podalirius (scarce swallowtail) is the source of this 2433-nucleotide messenger RNA. The record is from the annotation of a GenBank genome assembly. NCBI's taxonomy places the organism in Eukaryota, Metazoa, Arthropoda, Insecta, Lepidoptera, Papilionidae.